UGCAUUUUUGACAGACCACAUUUUCAUUACACUUCUAUAUUCAGACCUGAGCGUCUGAUUACACCGAUAGCACAUCAGCAUUUAUUUUAUCCAGACGGCUGCACUUGUGAUUGGAGUCCUGCCGCGUGUUUGUGGUUCAAAGAUACACCCAAACUUAUUGAAUCUUCUAAAGGACAGCCAGGUGGUGGCCGUUGGACUUGGGCGACUUGUGCGCGCCAACGAUUAUCCGGGCCAUAACAGCUGAAGAAAAGGAGAUCAACUCCAGCAUGAUUGAGAGUAGAUCAAGUACGCAAUUCUUCCACCUGCAACCAGCUACCAAUGGAAACGUGUCGACUCGGAGGAGUUCGCUUCCUGAUCACAGCCUUUCAUCCCCAACUCUAAACUGCUCUCCAGCGUACAUCAAAGGUGGAUUCAGCCACCGCCGCGCUUCAUCUGAUGCUGCUGGAUCAUCAUCCCUAGCCUGUCGAGCCGUUCAGCCAACCCGCUUUCUUGAGCGAAAAGGACCAAAACCUUUCACUCAGACUCCUAUGUCUCUAGAAGCCCUCCAAACCUGCUUAACUUCGCUGACACCGAGCACAGGUUGCACGAUGCCAGAGGACGAAGUACAGGGCCUCACCCUUCUUGAAAGUUUACAUGCUUCGCGGCUGCCUGGUUUAUCUCAAGAUCAAAAUCAUGAAUGUUCAAGUCGGGUAUCCAUCUAUCGUGAAGAGUCGAUGAUGAAGUAUUGGCUAUCUCGAAAGCCUCACACGCUCGCUCACAAAUCACCUCUUCAAUCUAUCGACGACAUCAAAGAUGACGGUGAAAUGUGUCUCCCACUGGACCGGAUGAGCCUUGCACUUUUUGACUUUGCAUCAACCCCGAAUCGACCACGAACGCCGCCGUCUAACAAUGCACCGCUGCCGGCUGAGAGAAAUGGCGGAAAAAGUUGGCGACUUGUUUCAUGUGACUCACUCUCAACUCUCUCAAUCAGCUUGGAUGAAUUGCUCAGUGAAGAUGACGUGGCAACACCCUCGAGGAUGAGCCUUCACGAUAAUAAUUCGGCGCCAUCAAAAAAUUCAGCAUAUCCAUUGAUACAAGAUCACACCGUUCGCAAGACAUACGCAUCGAAACCUGCUCGCUCGUUUGCCUCUCGAAGUCCGUGGCAUGGUGAAAACCCAAAAUAUAGAUCAAGGCUUUGGGAUCAUCUCCUAGCAAUAAAGUUCGUUGGUGGAAUUCUAGUGAAACUCCGAGCACUGAUUCGGAAGCGAGGCGAAUUGACGAAAAGGAAUCGUAUGAAAGGGGAAAAGUGUCAAUUCCGGUGAACGCGGGCGAAUAUCCAUUUCCGAGGAUGAAUCGUAUUGAAAAGAAGAAAACGAAGGGUUUUGUUCACAUGCCUGGAUCACAAAUUUCCAUCAACUUUGAAUGAUUAUGAGGAGGAUAUAUAUGUAAUUGCAAUUCUGUUCUCUUUUUUCUUCGCUGUUAUACCACUUCACAUGCACCUCAUAAGAACACUUAACUUUUUUGUCCGAAUCUUGUUUUGUAUGCCACCCAUAUCCUAUUUCAAUUGGAUUGUAACUUUGAUCAAAUGAGUGAAAUGAAGACAAUUAGAUGCUGUCUUAUGGG
This is a messenger RNA of Melampsora larici-populina 98AG31, 1602 nucleotides long. RefSeq lists its product as uncharacterized. The transcript has 4 exons. Bases 267 to 1301 code for a protein of 344 amino acids. Lineage: Eukaryota; Fungi; Basidiomycota; Pucciniomycetes; Pucciniales; Melampsoraceae. The record is from RefSeq and is a predicted model, not a curated record.